AAAAAAGCAAGCGGUAUGGAGCUACUAUUAAAGUCGAUCGAGAAUGCCUAUCAUUUAGGUGAUGUAAUGGAUAUCACCGUCUUCUUGGAGCAUAGUUCCAGUAAGGAGACGCAAGACCUCGUCCGUCAAUAUCUUUCACAAAAGACAAACAAAAAGCAGCUCCGGCAUCGAAUUGCUGCUGCGCCCAAAAAUUCCAUCUUUGUUGAAUCAUGGUAUCCUUCCAGUAAUCACGAAUAUGCCAUCCUCUUGAAUAAUGAGUUGGAGUUGUCCAAAUUUUACUAUAUUUGGGCCAAGUAUACUAUUCUGAGUACUCGGUAUAGCAGUAAAAACACACAUAGAAAUCACCGUCUUUUUGGCAUCAGUUUGUACUCACCCGAACUCUUAGAAACGGAUCUUUCCGGUAGAAAGUUAUUUAGCAGUAACAGUACUGAGCAGCCUUACUUGAUGCAAUGGCCUAGUUAUUUAGGAGCUGUCUAUUUUCCAGAGCAUUGGAGGGAAUUCCAUGAUUACAUCACAGCGAGACUAGCAGAUCAACAAGGCUAUCAGUUACAAGAUAUCUCUUUACCUAAUCUGCGUUCGAGCGAAUGGAGCUAUAAAUCGACGUGGCGGCGUUAUUUCGAGGAAUUGAUUUAUUUAAGAUCCUAUGUGAUGCUUUAUCCACCUACUGGCUCCUCCCUUUCGACCGCUCACAUUGAAUUGAAGAAAAAGUCGUUGAAAAAGGAUUUUGAGGAUGCCGUCUCACUUUACAAUGUACCUUUAUUGACAGAAACGAGUCAAUGGGCUGAAAUAGCAACAGCAUUACAGGAACAUCCGCAGACUGACAUGGCUUUAUUUGACAUAUGGGGCGAGCCCGCUACUAUGUCGCAAUUGAAGAAAAAAGGUCUGGACCUUCAUUUACAGGUAUCAGCAUGCACUCCCGACGACUUAUUAUUGGAAGAGCUGCCGCUGCAAGAAGAAGACAAUGACAAUGUAGAAGAAACGAUUCCCACUUUUGAUCCAUCCGAUAUUUUAUGCCCAUUUUCAAAGGUUGUUAGUGUUCCUUUAGAAACCGAAAAUGAUACCGUCCCAAAUGUGCUUCCCGUAAAGGAAGUCAAUGUUUAUACAUAGAUUUCCGGAAAAAAACUGUAAUUAUACUCUCGUAUUUUCGAACAAUAAAAGAAAAAAUCAACCGUGUUGAUAGAUUUUGAUAUAUUUA
Mycotypha africana is the source of this 1195-nucleotide messenger RNA. RefSeq lists its product as uncharacterized. The record is from RefSeq and is a predicted model, not a curated record. The coding region runs from base 16 to 1107 and encodes 363 amino acids. The transcript has a single exon. Lineage: Eukaryota; Fungi; Mucoromycota; Mucoromycetes; Mucorales; Mycotyphaceae.